Messenger RNA from Phaedon cochleariae (mustard beetle), 2615 nucleotides. Lineage: Eukaryota; Metazoa; Arthropoda; Insecta; Coleoptera; Chrysomelidae. The record is from the annotation of a GenBank genome assembly.
GUUACCAUAUCUAAACAUGAGUGAUUUUUGUCCAGUACCGGAAGUUGGCAAACAUGGGGAAUUCCUGCAGAAAGUGGUGGAUAUGAUGUUCAAGAAUAUAGUUUUCACUACUAGACAAGACAAGGUGUUGCUCUGGCAGACUCCCCAAGAGUUGGAAAAUCAGUUUGAUUUUGCUUUGAAGCAGAAUGGGGAGUCGCAUGAAAAACUUAUGAUUCUGCUGAAAGACACCAUCAAGUUCAGCGUAAAAACUGGGCAUCCUUAUUUCAUAAAUCAGUUGUUCUCUGGUCUGGACCCCUACGGCCUGGCCGGCCAGUGGCUGACCGACUCGCUCAACGCCAGCGUAUACACGUACGAAGUGGCCCCCGUUUUCAGCCUGAUGGAGAGGCACGUGAUGAGCGAAUUGGGGCGCAUGGUGGGGCCCGGCUGGGGGGACGGUCUGUUCUGCCCGGGAGGCUCCUUUGCCAAUGGGGUGUCGGCCAACCUGGCGCGGUACCGCCGCUAUCCCGAGGUCAAGCGUAAGGGAACGCAUCACUUGCCUAAAUUGGUCAUACUAACUUCAGAGGAAUGUCACUAUUCCGUACAUAAAUUCGCUGCAUUCAUAGGAUUGGGAGAAGAGAAUGUAUGCAAAAUUCGCACCGACUCAAUCGGAAGGAUAAUCCCCUCCGACUUGAAACAUAAUAUCGAAAAACAGAUGGAUGAAGGAUCAGUUCCCAUUAUGGUGGUAGCUACAUUAGGAACAACUGUUCGUGGAGCAUUCGACCCGAUCAACGAAAUAGCAGACAUCUGCAAAUCUCAUGGCUUGUGGCUCCAUAUAGACGCAGCUUGGGGUGGCGGUUUGAUCUUCUCCCAGAAGCACAGAGCCAAACUCAACGGCAUAGAGAGGGCAGACUCCAUAGUGAUCAACCCUCACAAACUCUUGGCGGUGCCUCAGCAGUGUUCCAUUCUGCUGGUCAAAGACCCUCGCAUUCUUUACGAGUGUCACUCGAAGGGUGCAGAGUACCUCUUCCAAAAGGACAAGCAUUACGAUAGGGAGUACGAUCUUGGGGACAAGUACUUGCAGUGUGGAAGGAAGUGCGAUGUGUUCAAAUUCUGGUUCAUGUGGAGAGCUAAGGGAUCGUCGGGCUUUGCGAAUCACAUCGAUACGUUAAUGGAUCUGGCAGAUUAUUUCGAAGAGCAAGUAAAUAACAGACCGGAAUUCAUGCUGGUUUCUGAAAGACAGUAUAUGAACGUGUGUUUCUGGUAUUUGCCAAGAUAUUUGAGAGGAAGGACAAAUAUUUUGGAAUACGCUCUGCAGCUACAGAAGGUCGCUCCACAAAUCCGUGCUAUAAUGGUGAGGCAUGGGUCAGUGAUGCUAGGAUAUCAGCCAUUGAAAGAGUUGCCAAAUUUCUUCAGAUUCGUCUCUCAGAACUCAGCUCUCACGAAACUGGACAUCGAUUUUAUUCUGGAUCACAUAUCUGGGAUUGGGGAUGCCAUUUUUCAAUAACGAAUUUCGAACAACCCUUAUUCACAAUUUAUUUUCUGUUUCUUUGUUUCAACUAUCAUUGAUGAGUACAAUGCUGAAUCAAGAUUUUUCAUGAAUUAUAUAUGCUUAGCACAAAAAAAUGCCAUCAGCUUCAAAAUCUUUAUUCUCAAUUUCGUCGUCAUUACCGUCACCUGGUGGCAUCUCUGAUAACUUUCAAGAAAAUCUAUUAAGUGGGAUUCAGCAGUAAAUAGUUCACUCACUCUUUCUCAGCUGCAACGACCUCUUGGAAGUCGUAAGUUCGAUCGAUAACUACUAGAUGGCGUUGAAUACAGAUCUAGUACAAUAAGAUAUUUAUUUUAUGCUAGUACUUUUUCAACUCCAAAUACAGACUAUUUAGAUAAAGCAUAGAUCAUAGAUGAUAGGUAUAUCCUCAGACGAAUGAAAGAAAAUCCAUACCCACUGAAUCUAUGUUCAUACAAUACAGUAUUUCAGACUUUGGAUUGAUAAAUGUAAUAGGUUAUGGAAAACGAUAAAAACAAGUAGAAAUGAAAUAACCUUUAGUCGAAAAUGAAAAAUUUCGAGAAAUAAUGAAUUCCAAACUUUACCUGAAAAUGUUGUAGAGCAUUGCUCGAAAUUUGAGUUGCCUCUUGAACACAUCAAUUUGAAGACGAUUUAAUGUCUCCACUAAGAUUAUUAUCUAUAGUACAUGGAAUGAUUCUGUGAUACUGAUAAUCUACUACGAGAUGGAUGUUAUUGAUUACAAUUCCUAGUGAAAUGAUCAUGAAUUCGUUCAUUUUUGGGUAUACUUGAUUAUUCCUAAAAAUAUAUUAAAGUUAUAUAGAUAUACGAACUGGGCAUUCUUAAAAUAUUAUAAUGAAUAAUGAAUUAUGGCCUGCAAUAAUCUUUGGAAGAUGCACCUGUCAUAAUUCUUAUUGCUCUUUUCUGUAUAAUGAAUGAGAUAAACCCGAUUGUUCAAGACCAUAAGCUAUGACAGAUUGUAUCGAACUAUGCUAUAGAAGUUUGAGAACAUCGAAAGAAACUAUAGCUGUUUGUCUCAAUUGACGAAGUAGAUAUAUGUUUACUAAGCAUUAGUUCAACACUAUCAAUAUGAUUAUUCCAGGUUAGCUUAUCAUCAAUAUUGACCCCCAAAAUU